AUGCUGGAUGAUACCAAGGUGGAGUGCGGGGCUACGGGCAGAGGAUCUACUAACAGUAAGCCUCAGGCUCUUCUACCCUCUCCCGCAAGCAACGAUACUAUGGUCAUGGAUGAAAAGGUCAAGGAAAGCUUUGUGCUGGACACAGCUUCUGCCAUCUGCAACUACGAUGCCCACUAUAAGGACCACCCCAAGUACUGGUGCCGAGGCUAUUUCCGGGACUAUUGCAACAUCGUCACCUUCACCCCCAACAGCACUGACCGCGUGGCCCUGAGGGACACAGGAAAUCAGCUUAUUGUCACUGUGUCCUGCCUGACCAAGGAGGAUAUGGGCUGGUACUGGUGCGGCAUCCAGUGGGACUUUGCCAGGGAUGACAUGGAUUUUACAGAGCUGGUUGUCACUGACAACAGAAGAGCCUUCGCCAACAAUUUUUGGUCUGGGAGAGACCUAUCAGGCAACAAGAACAGAAGCUGCAGUUCUUCCAAAGUUGUCCACAAGGCAGAUCACUCCAGGAUGACCAUUCUCAUCAUUUGCAUGCUGAUCACGGGCUUGGGGAUCACCUCUAUAAUCAGUCAUUUGUCCAGAAGAAGGAGAGGUCAAAUGAGUAGAAGGGUAGACAACUCUUUGAAGCCCCUCUCUCAUGUCCUGACUCCAAAGGCAAAGGCUCAUACUGAACAGAUGGGACUGAAGAUUUCUUUUAUUUAG
Mesoplodon densirostris (Blainville's beaked whale) is the source of this 702-nucleotide messenger RNA. RefSeq names its product transmembrane and immunoglobulin domain containing 3 (gene TMIGD3). The record is from RefSeq and is a predicted model, not a curated record. The transcript is spliced from 6 exons. NCBI's taxonomy places the organism in Eukaryota, Metazoa, Chordata, Mammalia, Artiodactyla, Ziphiidae. The coding region runs from base 1 to 702 and encodes 233 amino acids. Gene Ontology annotation, cellular component: plasma membrane. Gene Ontology annotation, molecular function: transmembrane signaling receptor activity.